AUGGCCAGGGGAAAGCAAAAGGAACAAGCUAGAGAAAAGGCUCAAAAACUAGCUGAAGCAAGAAGCGGCGGCAAAUCCCAGUUGGAGGCUCGUGCGAAGGGGUUGCAGUUGAAGUGCCCCGUCUGCAAGACUCCAGCAGCAAACUAUAAAGUUGUCGUUCAGCAUAUGGAGGCUAAACAUCCGAAGGAAGCGAUUCCGCCAGAAACUGCUUUCCAAACUCACUGCGAGAAACAGGAUUACACUGUAUGCUAUGUUCGUUUGCUUAAUUCAACAGGCACCAAAGAUCCAUCCACAGGAGUUUCAUGGUGUCCGGACUGUGUAAGAGCUGAUCCCUUGAUCCAUCGUUGCGCUCGCCCCGAUAGUGUGCUCGUUGAAGUUCCGGUAGGCACAAGAUCCGAGUACAAAGGAAGACCGGACAAUCCUUACAAGACCCACCCAAGAAUUCAACUCAAGGCCAUUCCCACCUUGAUAAAAUGGUCGGUCACCGGUAGCGAUGACGACAAACGUUUGGUGGAAUACGAGUGUGCUAAUGAAGAUGCAUUAAGUGAACUCUUUUCGGAAUGA
Molecule: messenger RNA, 564 nt
Organism: Acaulospora colombiana
Lineage: Eukaryota; Fungi; Glomeromycota; Glomeromycetes; Diversisporales; Acaulosporaceae
Source: the annotation of a GenBank genome assembly